Molecule: messenger RNA, 2007 nt
Organism: Anopheles coluzzii
Lineage: Eukaryota; Metazoa; Arthropoda; Insecta; Diptera; Culicidae
Gene: Alg3
Product: lethal(2)neighbour of tid protein 2
Exons: 2
Coding region: 172-1743 (523 amino acids)
Cellular component (GO): endoplasmic reticulum
Molecular function (GO): dol-P-Man:Man(5)GlcNAc(2)-PP-Dol alpha-1,3-mannosyltransferase activity
Source: RefSeq, a predicted model, not a curated record
AAUAGAUUGUGAAUUCCAAGAAGCGAUUGUGAUUCGUGCAGUUUGUCCGCGUGGCCGUUCUGCUGUGUGACAAACCGGGGGUGACGUAUUCCGGGCAGUGAGACAGUGAGACCAGACCAAAGAAGAGAAAAAAACCAAAACAAAUCCAGCAACCAGCCCUGGAGAGGAGCGAUGGGGAAAAUUCCAGCCAAUCAACCGAAAUCGGUGCCGCCGGUGCCGCGGAAGGAACCGCAAACUCUGCUCGCCAAGAUACGCAAGGAGUACGUAAGCUUAACGUUUGCCAAAUCGCUCAUCUUCGACCCGGCCCGGUUGCCGCUGAUCUCGAUCCUAAUUUUGGCCGCUGAGUUGGUGCUGAACGUGUUCGUGGUGCAAAAUGUGCGCUACACCGAAAUCGACUGGAAGGCGUACAUGCAGGAGUGUGAAGGGUUUCUCAACGGCACCACCGACUAUUCGCAGCUGCGAGGUGAUACCGGCCCGCUCGUCUAUCCUGCCGGGUUUGUCUACAUCUACAGCGCGCUGUACUUCCUAACAUCACACGGCACCAACAUUCGCUUGGCCCAGUAUGUCUUCAUUGGCAUCUAUCUGCUUCAACUGAUGCUCGUACUCCGGCUGUACUGUAAGAGCCGUAAAGUCCCCCCAUACGUGAUGGUCAUUACCAUUUUCACCUCCUACCGGAUUCACUCCAUCUACGUGCUGCGGUUGUUUAACGAUCCGAUUGCGAUCCUGUUCCUUUACGCCGCCCUGAAUGCGUUCAUUGACGGUCGAUGGACGCUCGGCAGCGUAAUGCUCAGCUUGGGCGUUUCGGUAAAGAUGAACAUCCUUCUGUUUGCUCCGGCCAUUCUGCUGCUGUACAUUACCAAUCUGGGAUGGCUGAAAACGGCCCUUCAGCUGACGGUCUGUGGAGUGAUACAGCUGAUCCUGGGUGCUCCGUUCCUUCUUACCCAUCCGUGGCAGUACCUUAAGGGCAGCUUCGAUUUGGGGCGCGUGUUCGAGCACAAGUGGACAGUAAACUAUCGCUUCCUCGAGCCGGAAGUGUUCGAAAGUAAGGUGUUUCAUCUGGCACUGCUCGGACUGCAUCUCACGCUGCUGCUCGUGUUUGCAUCGCCCUGCUACAAGUACUUCCAAAAUUACUGCCGCCUGCGCCACCUGGAGAUGAUGCUGAUGCCACAGAUAGAGGCACAAAAUCGGGCUGAAAAGGAUAAGGUGAAGAAGGGUAAGCAAUCGAAAGCCAAAGCAUUGCCGGCUGCUAAAGGAGACAACGGGGAGGAAAAGCUAACGCAGGAUCAGGAAAAGUUUUUGAAAUCGUUUGAAAAGGGCAUUAAAAAGAUGUCCGGUAAGCAGCAGCAGCAGCAGAAUGUCGCCCCGGUGGAAACGGAAUCACCGGCAGCAGCGAACCCAGCGGCCAACAAAUUUUCCAUCCACUUCGAUCGAUCCACCCAACUCGCGCUGCUCCCCAUUUUCCUGUCCAACUUUAUCGGCAUCGUUUGUGCGCGUAGCUUGCACUACCAAUUUUACGUGUGGUACUUCCACAGCUUGCCCUACCUCACUUGGUACACGGAGUAUACGAACAGUUUGAAGUUUUUGCUUCUUCUGCUGCUGGAAUUCUGCUGGAACACGUACCCGAGCACGGUACUGAGCAGCGUGGUCCUGCACGCCUGCCACGUGUGCCUGCUGGUUGGCAUUGGAAGGAAAUUGUUCCGUCGGAUUCCGGAUCUUGCUCAGCUGAACAAUAAGACAGAGUAAAACCUGCCCGAGCCGGACCUUCUGCUGCGGGAUGCAUUUGAAUUCUCCGUUUGAAUUGUGCCUUAAAUUGUCGAAUAGGUGUGAAUGUUUGUCUUUUCUGUUUGUUUGUGUGUUUGUGUGAAUAGAUAGAGAUAGAUUAGAGCAGCGUGAAUGAUUAUUUACCUAACUGAGCAUGUGUGUGCGAUUUUACAACAUUUGGGGAAAUGUUAUUUAUGAUUUCUUUAAGUAAUUUAGUUCGAGCAAUAAAGACAAGACAUUUUCCUA